AUGUCUGCUGAUACUCACAGCAUACCUAUAUUGAUAAGUCAGUAUGUUGCUUCUGUUGGCAACAACACCAACAACACCAACAACGAGCAAAACAUUUCACAAAAUUACGUUUCUGAAAUUGUUGAUCUUUUCCCAACUCAACUCACAUUACUUCAAUUUGUCCAAUAUUUAGGACCCACAUUGACUUCCGACAAUGAAGCAAUGAGGAGUCGCGGUAUGCAAUUCUUGAGCUCGGUGUUGGGACAAUUGCCACAGGAGCUUCUUUCGAGACAGGAUAUUGGUGUCAUGGUUGACUUUUUGAUGAAUAAAUUCAAUGACAAAUUGAGUUUGGUUCAUGCUUUGAGCGGUCUCAAUUCCUUGGUUCGGUGUAAACAUUACACCGCUAGUUUGAAUAGUGAAAAGAUCUUGACCAAGCUCUUGAAUGAAUACGAGCCGAGAAACAAUUUGGCAAAGGUCCGAUACGAGGCGUUUCAAGUGAUGAAUAGUUUAUUGGAGAACAAGACUUUCAUCAUUGGCUCCGCUUCAGUGGCUGAUUUGUACGUCAAGACAUUUAUUCAUAUUGCUUCAGGAGAGAAGGAUCCUCGGAAUUUGUUGCAAUCGUUUCAAUUGAACAAGACCAUUAAUGAGGAGUUUGAAUUCACCGAUUCUGAUCUACACAAUGGGUUCAUUACUGAUUUAUUUGAUGUUUGUUUCUGCUAUUUUCCUAUUUCAUUUACGCCUCCGGCAAAUGACCCGUACAAGAUUACCGCUGGCCAGUUGAAGUUGGAGUUGCGGCAAGUGAUUGCAUCACAGUCGAGAUUUGCUUCUGAGUCGAUACCGAGCUUGGUGGAGAAAUUGGCAUCUACAAACCCGGUUAUUCGUAAUGAGACACUAGGCACCAUCAAGUUAUGUGUGGAGAGUUACCGUGUUGAUACAGUUGCCUCGCAUUGGCUUUCUUUGUGGAAUGCAUUAAAAUUUGAAAUUUUGCACAAUGAUUGUGCUGCAUUUAAGCCCACGAUGGAGAGUAUUGUGCCUGAAGAUUACUCAUCCAUCGAUGACAAUGAUGAAGUGAAGGUGUUAUUUCAAACAUUGGUUAUUUUGGAAUCGAUUGUGGUGAAGUUGCCCGAUUCAACGAGCAUGUUGCAAACUAUUGUUGAUGAGUUGGGACCCAAUUUGAUCAAGGAUAAAGCAAAGCCAUCCGUGGUGAUUCUUGCUUCCCUUGCGAGCACAUCUGUGGCCAAUUACAACUUUGUUGUUGGUUACUUGUUUGGAUCCAGCGUGUGGGGGAAAUACUUUAAUGUGGAGGAGGAGGAAAAGGAUGAGGCGGAUGUGGAUAUGGAUAUGGAUAUGGAUAUGGAUAAAAAUGAAGAUCUUGCACUAAACAUAGCCAAGCAACGUGACUUGGUUGACAACUUAGGUUUCAUUUUGAUUGCUCAUCCACAAAGCGAAUCGAAUUUGGUCAAGUACAGAGACCACUUGCUCAUUUUCCUUUGUCAAAUCUUGGCCAACUCAUCGAGUUUGGAAAAGACAUUGAGGUGUAAAGUGGUUCAACAAUUGACGAAGUUGAUGACGUUGCCCAAGUUCCUAUCCCCUACUAAUGUUCAACUAAUCUUGCAAAUUUUCAAAGGCAUCAUUGAGGAGAAUGUGUCUGUUGGCAAGAAGGAUGUUGUUGUUGAUGAGAUUGUCAGUGAAUUGUCCUCUACUAUGGAAAAAGAACCGGCGUUCACGUCCAUCAUAAUUGAUGAGAUUGUCAAUCCGAUCUUGACUCAGGGGGGAAGUGGUGAUGAUGAUGAUAUGUUUGACACUAAGCGUCUCAAGUUUGUCCUUGGUAUUAUACAACAAUUGACGACAAAUCAUCAGGUUUUGGAAGUUGUCGCGAUCAGGAUUAUGAGUAGGGGAAAUUUUACCAUUGAUUCAUUGAUGGUUGUUGUUGAGUUUUUCAUUGAAUUGUUUAAUAAAGUGGAGACUGUGCUGCCAUUUUUGACAAAUUCAUGGUAUAGAAAGUUCAUUCCUAAAUUGAUGGGUGUGUUGCAGCGGUUGGUUCCGGUGGUUGAGGGUCUGAGUGUGGGUGGGUUUGAUGGAGCUGCAUUGGCAUUGUUGGAAGUGAGUGGUGAUUUGCUUCGUUUCAUUGUACGAUUCAUCGAUGUAAGUAAACAUCAGUCCAUAUUGGAGGAAAUGUAUCAGGUAUUCUGUACCGAUGCGGUGGAACCAAAGCUUGUAUUUGAAUACCAGGGGAAUUUGUUACUCCAUCCUACGCCAUACAUGACUAUUUACAACAAGAUUGUGUCAGGUAUUGACAAAUCAUGCAAAUAUGAACCUGCUGAGCACUCUGUGUUAGUCGUGGCGCAAAUCUUGACAACUCUCACGGACAAGUACUUGCGAGUACAAUACUUGCAACAUCUCUGUCUUGUCGUGAAUAAGUUUGGUCCAGUGUCAUUCAAGCCUACGUUGUCAUUCACCAAUGUGAAUGAUUUUGAAGUAUAUGUGUGGAACUUGAAAGCGCACUUGAUGAAACUUGAGCCGAGAGUGGAGAUAAUGACGGCCUUGGAUGAGUUGUUGAAAAUGUUGCAAUUGGAAACAACAUCAACUCGUGAUAAGCAAUUGAUUGUCAAUGCGUUGCCUUUGCUUGUCAUUGAUUUGAAAUUGUUUAUAAAUACACCACCAUCGCUAUCCUCGCGGAAAAUCAUCUCUAAUGUGAACAAUCUCAAUGUCAAGUUGUUGUAUAAGCAACAGGUGUUUGAGCGGAUGUUGCCCUACUUGAUCAAAGAGCAGCAUGAAUAUGGAGAUGGUGGAAGUGGUGGAGAGACUGACUUAUUGAGCAUCCAGGCAUUGGCAUUGAUAUUGCCCCAUAUUCCACAGAAAAUCUUGGUGCCACAUUUAUCCACAUUUGUGCCAUUUGUACUCAGUGCCAUCUCACACAACACAAAGUCUCAAACGCAAGGAUUGAUCAACAAGGCCGGGUUGAGCAUAUUGGAAAUCAUUCUCAAGGAGAAUGCCACUAUAGUGCAACUGAAGCUAUCAACCGUAGUCACCAGUUUGGUCCAAUUAGCAACAACACUGAGCUCUAGUGAUGGAGAUGGAGAUGGAAAUGGAAAUGGAGAUGAUGAUGAUGUGCGAAAAUCGGCAUUGAGCAACUUGGUUCUUGUUUUCACAAACUUUGACGUGGGUGUGGUUGAGAGGUUCAAGGGUGGCGUGGUGAAGCGGUUGGAAGUGUGUUUGGAUGACAAGAGGCGUAGUGUGAGGAAAUUGGCCAUUGACUUGAGACAAAUCUUGUACGAGAUGCGGUAG
Lodderomyces theae is the source of this 3267-nucleotide messenger RNA. RefSeq names its product Met18p (gene MET18). The transcript has a single exon. Gene Ontology annotation, biological process: iron-sulfur cluster assembly. The coding region runs from base 1 to 3267 and encodes 1088 amino acids. Lineage: Eukaryota; Fungi; Ascomycota; Pichiomycetes; Serinales; Debaryomycetaceae. Gene Ontology annotation, cellular component: cytosolic [4Fe-4S] assembly targeting complex. The record is from RefSeq and is a predicted model, not a curated record.